Molecule: messenger RNA, 1421 nt
Organism: Hypoxylon trugodes
Lineage: Eukaryota; Fungi; Ascomycota; Sordariomycetes; Xylariales; Hypoxylaceae
Product: P-loop containing nucleoside triphosphate hydrolase protein
Exons: 6
Coding region: 368-1270 (300 amino acids)
Molecular function (GO): GTP binding; GTPase activity
Source: RefSeq, a predicted model, not a curated record
CUUACCCGAUCCCAAUAGGCCUUGUUUUUGAUGCAAAAUCCCUUAAUUAUGAGACCGCCCGGAUGUCACCCUCAUGAAUGCCUCAUAACUAUAUACAGGUACUUAUCGCCCUUUAUGAAUUAUUGCCAAGCCAAAUGUCGAUUUACAACUUUGAUCAAAUAAUCCUAACUAAAUUGGCAUAAGUUGGGUUCCACCAAUCAUAUAUACCUACGUCACAGACCAAAUGACGAUAACCUGUAAUUACAUGUAUCCUCUGACAGCAGGUAUUACUUACUUGCAUGCACUGGAGAUUAAACUCUGAACUGUCACCCGCGAGGCAAGUGGAAACCGCCACUUAGAAAAUAGUAGCGCGUAGACUUCUGCUCGCAUGACCAAAUCAUUUGUUAUUACAUGUACCUAUCGACCCGUCACUUACCUAAGGAAGGAUAAGGCCAAGCUUUUGCAUACUUUGGAAAAAGAACAAUCAACUUACUUUCCCCCUGCCAACCUACCUAACUAUCCGCCUAUUCCUAUUACAUAUGAUAGCAUCUCACACCGAGAAUACCGCUAUUUAAUAAUCUGGUUUAUAUACUCAUUACCUUUGGAUACGAUUGUUCGAGUUCGGUGUUUUUGGGGUAUAGGAUUGACCGACAUGGCAAUGAGUAAGAGGAUGGUAUCCGAGGACACGCUCCCGGUGCUCAAGGUCUUGAUCAUCGGCCCUUCCGGCGCCGGCAAAUCUGCAUUGCUGCUAAGAUAUUGCGAUGACCAAUUCGAUCCGGAGUCGACGACAGCAACAAUCGGUAUCGAUUUCAAGAUGAAAAAGCUCGCCGUACGAGGUAAAGCUUAUAGAUUGAAUUUAUUCGAUACCGCCGGUCAAGAAAGGUUCCGCACCUUAUCAACUAGUUAUUACCGUGGCGCACAUGGCGUCGUUAUAGUCUACGACAUAUCCAACCGGAAAAGCUUCCUUAGCAUGGAAAAAUGGAUCGAAGAGGCGAGGUCGAAUGCCUCCCCGGAUGCCGUACUCUAUUUGGUGGGAAGUAAGUUGGAUAAAGUGGCUACAGACGGCCGCGCCGUUUCCUUCGAAGAAGGCAAAGCGUUCGCCGAUUCCCAAGGAGCCGGUUUUUGCGAGGUUAGCUCCAAGACGAAAGAAAACAUUAGGAAGCCCUUCGUCGAGGUCGUCGAUCGAAUCGUCCAAAAACCCCAACUUCUAGCCGCCGCGGCGCCCGCUUCUAAUAGCACUGGUAUAGACCUAGGUCUUUCGUCCGACUCAUCUUCAGCCUGCGCUUGCUAAGAAGCCCAAGAACUCUGUCUUUUUCUAUUCUCAUUCGGCAAGCAAACUGGUAACCCAAUAAACGCCUAGGUUUUUUGACGCUGAGCGGCGUCAGUGUAUAUAACUGUCCUCUAUAGAUGAUAUCCCCUUAUGCAAUGAUACAUGACCUUCU